AUGCCACCUCACACUCAAAUAACAACAACUGCCCACUCCCUUGCCGACCCAGAAUCCUUCUGGAGCUAUCACGCAGCCAAGCUCCACUGGCACCGCAAGCCAUCACGGGCCCUGACACGCCACACCAAAACUCUCCCCAGUGGAGUCUCACACGAGCAUUGGUCGUGGUUUGCCGACGGCGAGAUCUCCACCUCCUACAACUGUGUUGAUCGACACGUCCUCGCAGGACACGGUGACAAUGUGGCCAUAAUCUGGGAGUCGCCCGUGACAGGAUCGACGGAGACAUACACCUAUGCUCAGCUACUGGAUGAGAUCGAGGUUCUUGCGGGAGUCUUGAGGGAGGAGGGAGUAAAGAAGGGUGACGUUGUCAUUAUCUACAUGCCAAUGAUCCCGGCCGCCCUAAUAGCAGCUCUAGCAAUAACACGCCUAGGCGCAAUCCACGCCGCCGUCUUCGGCGGCUUCGCCCCGCAAUCCCUAGCGCAACGCAUCGAAGCCGCGCGCCCACGCGCAAUAAUGACCGCCUCGUGCGGUAUCGAGGGAAACAAGGGCCCCAUUGCUUACAGGCCGCUAGUGGAGGGUGCAAUAAACGCAAGCAGGUUCAAGCCGAGCAAGGUGCUUGUUUGGCAGCGGGAUCAGCUGCGCUGGAAUAGACCUGAUAAGAGGGGUGGACAGCGGAAUUGGCAGAGGCUUGUUAAGAGUGCGCGUGGUCGGGGGAUUCGGGCUAAGUCCGUUCCUGUUAUGGGGACCGAGGGGGUUUAUGUUAUUUAUACUAGUGGAACAACAGGCCUCCCAAAAGGCGUCCUCCGCGAAGCAGGCGGACACGCCGUAGGCCUAACCCUAAGCACAAGUGCCCUCUUCAACAUAAAAGGCCCAGGCGAUGUAAUGUUCUGCGCCUCAGACAUAGGCUGGGUAGUAGGGCACUCCUACAUCUUGUACGGACCCCUCCUAGUCGGCGCAACAACGAUCCUCUACGAAGGCAAACCAGUCGGCACACCGGACGCCGGUAUAUUCUGGCGUCUAAUCGAAAAACACAAAGCGAAUGUCCUAUUCACGGCGCCUACUGCUAUUCGUGCGAUGUGCAAAGAUGAUCCCGAGAAUGUCCUUAUUAGUGAAGUUGGAAGGAGAGGCGGAUUGAAGUCGUUACGUGGGUUAUUCCUUGCCGGUGAGCGGAGCGAGCCAUCUAUCGUUCGGCUUUAUCAGGGGUUAUUGGAGAGGUUUGGGGCUGUUGGUGCUACUGUCGUUGAUAACUGGUGGUCGUCUGAGUCUGGUUCGCCUAUUACCGGGUUGAUGCAGAAUUGUCGGGCUGCUAUUGCUGGUUCGGGUCCUGGUGCAGAUGUAGAGGGACAGAGUGAGAAACCUCUUGCUCUUCGUCCUGGAUCGGCGGGUUUGCCGUUACCUGGUUUUGAUGUCCGUAUUGUCGAUGACGAGGGCAUUGAAGUAUCCCAUGGCACGAUGGGUAAUAUCGUUCUGGGACUACCCCUUGCCCCGACGGCAUUUACGAAUCUUUUCAUGGAAGACGAGCGUUUUUACCGUGGGUAUCUGAAGCGGUUUCAAGGGCGGUGGGUUGAUACCGGUGAUUCGGGGAUGGUUGAUGGAGAUGGCUAUUUGCAUGUUAUGUCGCGAUCUGAUGAUAUCAUUAACGUUGCAGCUCAUCGACUUGGGACUGGAACAAUCGAACAAGCAAUCCUCUCCCACCCAGCGAUCAGUGAAGCGGUAGUAAUCGGCCUCCCCGACCCCAUAAAAGGCCAUCUCCCCUUCGCAUUCAUCCAACCAAAAGCUGGAUCAAUCCCGGAAGAAGCUACAUCUAAUGGAUAUCUACCAGCAAAACCAAGCCAGAAACUCUUCACAGAAGUGAACACCCUCGUGCGCGAACAAAUUGGAGCUAUUGCCUCGCUAGGUGGGAUGAUUCAGGGCCGGGGGAUGUUGCCUAAGACUCGGAGUGGGAAGACGCUUAGACGGGUUUUGAGGGAGUUGGUUGAGAUGGCUGUUAAGGGGGAUUAUGAGGGGGCUGUUGCUGUGCCGCCUACUGUUGAGGAUGGGGAUGUUGUUGAUGUUGCUAGGGGAAGGGUUAGGGAGUAUUUUGAGGGUGUGAGGAAGAGACAGGGUGGGAUGGCGAAGCUUUAA
Penicillium arizonense is the source of this 2124-nucleotide messenger RNA. RefSeq names its product putative acyl-CoA synthetase. NCBI's taxonomy places the organism in Eukaryota, Fungi, Ascomycota, Eurotiomycetes, Eurotiales, Aspergillaceae. The coding region runs from base 1 to 2124 and encodes 707 amino acids. The transcript is spliced from 4 exons. The record is from RefSeq and is a predicted model, not a curated record.